Nanorana parkeri is the source of this 1193-nucleotide messenger RNA. RefSeq names its product family with sequence similarity 98 member B (gene TSLIG3B). Bases 22 to 1134 code for a protein of 370 amino acids. The transcript is spliced from 8 exons. Gene Ontology annotation, cellular component: tRNA-splicing ligase complex. Lineage: Eukaryota; Metazoa; Chordata; Amphibia; Anura; Dicroglossidae. The record is from RefSeq and is a predicted model, not a curated record.
GGAGGGAAUCUGCCAACCGGAAUGGAGGCCGAUUUAUUAGACACGUUGGAAGCUCUAGGGUACCAGGGUCCCUUGCUGGAUGAGGCCACUCUAGGUCCUGCUUUAGAGGGCGGGUUGUCAUCUCCUGAAUACUGCCAGCUCUUGUGUUGGCUCUGCUCACAGAUUAAGUUAUUAGGUAACUUAGAAGAGAGUGUUAGCUCUGAAGGUGGAGACCUGGAGAGUAUGCAGCUGGAAGUAAGUGGAUUCUUAAAGGAGAUUUCCUGCCCAUAUCCUUCUCUGGUGUCUGGAGAUAUCAAAAGCAGACUGCAAAACAAGGAGGAUUGCCUAAAAUUAUUGUUGUUCCUAGGUUCAGAACUACAGGCUGUUCAGAUCCUACAGACCCAAAAGUCAAGUUGCUCUGGGUCAAAUGAUGCUGUGCAUAAAGAAAUCAAAAAUAUUUUUGAAGCACUCAGAUUGCCUCUACCACCAACCUCAGAUAUUGUAGGCCAGUUAAAAAGUGUGCAGGAAAAGGUAAGAAGUUUAUUACCCAAAGUGCAGUCAAACAGUAUUAACAAGACACUCCUCACUGUGGAACUGAAUGCAGAACAGUUGGAACGCCUCGAGAAGAUAAAUGAAACUCUCGCUAAAGAGUAUGCGUGUCGGCGACGAAUGUUAAUAAAGCGUCUGGAUGUUACUGUUCAGUCAUUUGGCUGGUCAGAGAGGGCCAAGCUCAAAACAGAUGAGAUUGCUCGUGUUUAUCAGCCAGUACGAUACUCGCUGUGCCCAAAAUCGGGCAUCACAUUAUCACAUCUCUUGGCGGCCAGGGAGGAUCUCUCCAGAAUAGUGCGCACUAGCAGUGGAUCGAUAAGGGAGAAGACUGUGUGUCCUGUGAACAAGGUUCUAAUGGGAAGGGUGCCUGAUCGAGGGGGAAGACCAUCAGAGAUUGAGCCUCCACCUCCAGAAAUGCCACCCUGGCAGAAGAGACAGGAUGAUGGAGUAAGGGGAGGUUGGAGAGGAGGAGGACGCGGAGGUGGUGGAUAUGGAAGAGGAGGUUUUAAUGCAGGUCCCAGAGGUGGAAGAGGAGGCGGUGGAGGAUACCAGGGCAGGGGAGGGUAUGGUGAUUAUGGAGGAAGAGGGAACUCUAGGAGGUACUGAACGGACAGAUGUCUAGACUGUGUUGCUGAAAGUUUACAUUACACGAACGGAUUCUGGAU